GAAUUUUAUAAUAUUUACACUUUAUCGAAUACUCUCAACAGAAUUAGAUACAAUUGUGUAGAAAAAAAAAACAUAAUCAUGGCGCACUACGAGAACCAGUAUAGUGCAGGGCAGGCUCUGCAGACGGACGAAUACGGCAACCCAGUCCGCCAAACUGACGAGUAUGGCAACCCAAUCCAGCAGACUGGUGGAACCAUGGGAGAAUAUGGAACCACCGGUACCGGCUAUGGAACUCAGGCUGGACACACCACUGGCGUACUUGGUGGGGAACAACGCCAGCAUGGUACUCUCGGUGGUAUGCUUCACCGUUCUGGCAGCUCUAGCUCCAGCAGCUCUUCUGAGGAUGAUGGACACGGCGGUAGAAGGAAGAAGAAAGGGAUAAAGGACAAGGUUAAGGAGAAAUUGCCAGGAGGUCACAGAGACGACCUAGCACAUUCAACUGCAACAACUACCACUACUGGUUAUGGUAUGGAAGGCACUCAUGAGAAGAAGGGAAUUAUGGAGAAGAUUAAGGAGAAGCUUCCAGGCCAUCAUGGCCCUGGACACCACUAGGAAUUAAAGCUGUGGCUGAAAUUAAGAAUAAAUCCUUUUAAAUAUACACAUGUAAAAUGUUUGGUUAAAUACUUGUGUUAGUAGUUGUUUCUAGUUUGUCCUUGCUGUGUCUUGAAGCGUGGCCUUUUAUGUGAAUAAUAAAGUCACGCUAGCCUCUUUUAAGUGCUAGUGGAAGCAU
Messenger RNA from Solanum stenotomum, 730 nucleotides. RefSeq names its product late embryogenesis abundant protein-like. The coding region runs from base 79 to 552 and encodes 157 amino acids. The record is from RefSeq and is a predicted model, not a curated record. Lineage: Eukaryota; Viridiplantae; Streptophyta; Magnoliopsida; Solanales; Solanaceae. Gene Ontology annotation, biological process: response to water. The transcript is spliced from 2 exons.